ACUUAUUACAAUGAUGUACAUAUAGAGUGAGUGUAGUAUAAAUAAACAUUGAAUCCACCAACUCUCACUCUAAAUUCUUUCUCCGAAAACAACUGCCGCAACAUUACAGUUUGAGGUUUAAGCAUUGAUCCUUCCGCUCUUUCACUCAACCACCAGAUCCAGAUCAAAUGUCAACUAUGGCUCUUCUGCGUUUUACACCUUCAUCUGGUCAAAGCCGUGCACUUUCAUUUCCAUCACCAUUAUCACCACCUGCACAGUUACAUAACCGUACUUCUAUAUAUCUCACCAACCCAUCACCCCAUUUGCCUCAAAGAUUGAAACUUUCUUUUGCCGGAGGUGAUGGGGUUGGAAGUGGUGGUAGUGGUAGGAGUGGUGGAGGUGGUGGUGGUGGGAGUGAAAAUUGGGGUGGUGCUAAUAAUGAUAAUGAUGAUGGAAAAUCAAAAGAUUCGUCUUUUGGGAUUUUGGGUUUGUUUCUGAAUGGAUGGAGAUCAAGAGUUGCUGCUGAUCCGCAAUUUCCUUUCAAGGUUUUGAUGGAAGAGUUGGUUGGUGUUACUGCUUGUGUUUUAGGUGAUAUGGCUUCAAGGCCUAAUUUUGGUUUGAAUGAACUUGACUUUGUGUUUUCGACUCUUGUUGUUGGUGCUAUUCUCAAUUUCACACUUAUGUAUCUAUUGGCACCAACAUUAGGAGCUUCUUCUGCCAGUGUGCCUGCAAUCUUUGCAUCUUGUCCUAAGAGUCACAUGUUUGAGCCUGGUGCUUUUAGUUUAUUGGAUAGGUUAGGUACUCUGGUGUAUAAAGGUACCAUUUUUGCUGCUGUUGGGUUUGGUGCUGGUCUUGCUGGUACAGCACUUUCAAAUGGGUUGAUUAAGAUGAGGAAGAAAAUGGAUCCAAACUUUGAGACACCAAACAAAGCUCCACCAACUUUACUCAAUUCUCUCACUUGGGCUGCUCAUAUGGGUUUCAGCAGUAAUCUUAGGUACCAAACACUAAACGGUGCUGAGUUUGUGUUGGAGAAAGCACUUAAUCCUUUAGCAUUCAAGUCCUCAGUGUUGGUGCUUAGGGUUGUGAACAAUGUUCUUGGAGGAAUGUCUUUUGUGGUUUUGGCAAGGUUGACAGGGGCACAGAGUUCUGGUGAGAAGCCAUCACAAUUGGAGGAUGGAUUAGUUGAGAAGGUUGAAAGGGAAAGGGAGGAGGCUUUGGAGAAUAACAACCAAACAACACCAACAAAGUGAAUAGCAUCACUUAGUUUGUUUUUAUCUAUAGCUUUGACCAAGAUUGUUGGAUAGGUGAUUGUCUUUUAGUUUUUCUGGCAGCAACAAAUAAGAAUGAAGGGUAAUUUAGAUGGGAUAUUUGGUACAAAAUUUUGGCAGGUUUUGAUGGUAUGUUGCUGAAAAUACAACCUGAACAAUAAGGUGACAAAUUAGUAUGGCCAUGUAUUGGAUUUUGGACCCCCACCACCUACUCAUAUGAACAUGUUUUGGUUUUGGCUACUGUGUUGCUGUUUUUUUGUUUCUUUUCUAUCAGUAGGCUUUUCUUGUCCUUUUCUAGACCAUUAUUAUCUUUGUAUAAGUAUCACAUAUCUAGUUUGGAGUAUUGGUUAAAUAAAAUCAGGUGUAUGAUAUUGAUAUUAAAUUGUGCAACAUCAAUAAUUUGGUGUAUUUUCACUUUUAUUUCAUUUUUAUUAAGGAUA
This is a messenger RNA of Medicago truncatula (barrel medic), 1687 nucleotides long. RefSeq names its product protein RETICULATA-RELATED 3, chloroplastic. The coding region runs from base 168 to 1229 and encodes 353 amino acids. The transcript is spliced from 2 exons. NCBI's taxonomy places the organism in Eukaryota, Viridiplantae, Streptophyta, Magnoliopsida, Fabales, Fabaceae. The record is from RefSeq and is a predicted model, not a curated record.